AUGGCGGAGAUAAAGAUGCGUAGGGCUUCUAUUUCCAGUGUUGCUGUUGCUACUAUCCUGAGUGCUGACAAAAUGCGGAUUAGGAGUGUCCUCUGCACUGUGUUCAAGUAUCUCAGGUGCGUCUUGUCUCGAAGCGGGUCGUGCCAGACUGUUGACGCUAGACUUUGGCAAAACCCAUCGAUGGGUCCAACUGUAAGAGGAAACAGCCAGAUUUUGCAGCUGCCGGAUAAGAGAACGGUUAGGAAGCGAAUCCCGGCACAAAUGCCUCCUUUUGCCUCGCUGAUGCUAAAAGUUGGCCCUGUUGAAGAGGGACUGACCGAAACUCAGGGCACUCAGUCUUCCGCUCACUCCGUGCUCAGUGAUCGCCCCACGCUGCUCAGGGCGUGCUCAGGUCUACUAAGUGGGCACUGA
Messenger RNA from Aspergillus niger, 411 nucleotides. RefSeq lists its product as uncharacterized. The record is from RefSeq and is a predicted model, not a curated record. Lineage: Eukaryota; Fungi; Ascomycota; Eurotiomycetes; Eurotiales; Aspergillaceae. The transcript is spliced from 3 exons. The coding region runs from base 1 to 411 and encodes 136 amino acids.